AUGGCUAGCACAUUAAGUCCCAGCACCACGCCUCAGACUGAGGAGCCUCCUGUACUGUCAUCGCGCAUUCAGAAUGCAGCUGACAUCUCUGUCAUUGUCAUCUACUUCUUAGUGGUGCUAGCUGUGGGGCUGUGGGCAAUGGUGAAAAGCAACAGAGGCACUGUUGGAGGCUUCUUCCUGGCUGGUCGCGACAUGUCCUGGUGGCCGAUGGGCGCCUCUCUCUUUGCCAGUAACAUUGGCAGCAACCACUUCGUGGGCUUGGCUGGAACGGGCGCGGCUUCAGGAAUCGCUAUUGCGGCCGUGGAAUGGAACGCCCUGCUUAUGGUGCUGGUUCUUGGGUGGGUGUUCGUCCCUAUCUACAUCAAGGCUGGGGUGUUGACCAUGCCAGAAUAUCUCAGGAAGCGCUUUGGUGGGAAGAGACUGCAGAUCUACCUUUCUGUGCUCUCCCUCUUCAUCAUGUUGGCCAUUCAAACUUCCUCAACCAUGUUUUCCGGAGCCAUAUUCAUCCAAUUGGCCUUGGGAUUGAACCUCUACCUGGCGGUCUUCAUCCUCUUGGCUAUCACUGCUUUUUACACGGUGGCUGGGGGGUUGGCCUCAGUGAUCUACACGGACUCUUUGCAGACUUUCAUCAUGCUGGUUGGCUCCUUAAUUCUCAUGGGAUUUGCAUUUGCAGAAGUCGGAGGCUACGAGAGCUUCACAGAGAAGUACAUGAACGCCAUCCCCUCUGUCGUGGAGGGGGACAACCUGACCAUCAGCCCCAAGUGCUACACUCCUCCGCCCGACUCCUUCCACAUCUUCCGAGAUCCCAUCACUGGAGACAUUCCAUGGCCAGGACUAAUAUUUGGAAUGACCAUUUUGGCCAUCUGGUACUGGUGCGCAGAUCAGGUCAUCGUACAACGCUGCUUAUGUGGCAAGAACAUGUCACAUGUGAAGGCUGCCUGCAUCAUGUGUGGCUACCUGAAGCUGCUACCCAUGUUCCUCAUGGUGAUGCCAGGGAUGAUCAGCCGCAUUCUGUACACAGAUAAAGUGGCCUGCGUUGUACCCUCUGAGUGCGAGAAACAGUGUGGCACUGCAGCCGGCUGCACCAACUAUGCCUACCCCACCCUGGUGCUGGAGCUGAUGCCUAACGGACUGCGAGGCCUGAUGCUGUCGGUCAUGUUGGCUUCUCUCAUGAGCUCCCUCACCUCCAUCUUCAACAGUGCCAGCACCAUCUUCACCAUGGAUCUUUACACCAAGAUAAGGAAGAAGGCAUCGGAGAGAGAGCUCAUGAUAGCUGGACGGAUAUUUGGCAUCAUCCUAAUUGUCACCAGCAUCCUGUGGGUCCCUCUGGUCCAGCAGUCACAGAAUGGACAGCUCUUCCACUAUAUUUCCUCAUUUUCUAGCUACAUUGGGCCUCCUCUUGGUGCAGUCUUCAUGCUUGCUAUCUUCUUCAAAAGGGUCAAUGAACAGGGAGCAUUCUGGGGGCUAAUGUUUGGACUCGUGGUAGGCCUUAUUCGCAUGAUCGCUGAGUUUGUAUACGGAACAGGCAGCUGCUUGGCUCCCAGUAACUGUCCCAAGAUUAUCUGUGGGGUGCAUUAUAUGUACUUUGCCAUCAUUCUCUUCUUCCUGUCCAUCAUAGUAAUCCUGGGAGUCUCCUUCCUAACAGAGCCGAUUCCAGAUGUUCAUCUAUACCGCCUGUGCUGGAGUCUUUGGAACAACACAGAGGAACGGAUUGACUUAGAUGCAGAAGAAGAGGAAACUCAAGAAGAAGUUGGUGGUGCUCUUGAUGAAGAUGAUUCUGAGCAAUCCCGUGGAUGUCUCAAGAGGGCGUGCAGCGUAUUCUGUGGUUUGCAGAAUUCAGGGCCCAAGCUGACCAAAGAAGAGGAGGCAGCUCUGAGGCAAAAAUUCUCAGACACAUCUGAGAAGCCCUUGUGGAGAAAUGUCGUGAACAUCAACGCCAUCCUCCUCCUGACUGUGGCUGUCUUUGUCCAUGCCUAUUUUGCCUGA
Molecule: messenger RNA, 1986 nt
Organism: Apodemus sylvaticus (European woodmouse)
Lineage: Eukaryota; Metazoa; Chordata; Mammalia; Rodentia; Muridae
Product: solute carrier family 5 member 4-like
Exons: 15
Coding region: 1-1986 (661 amino acids)
Biological process (GO): sodium ion transport; transmembrane transport
Cellular component (GO): plasma membrane
Molecular function (GO): D-glucose:sodium symporter activity
Source: RefSeq, a predicted model, not a curated record